Messenger RNA from Staurois parvus, 354 nucleotides. The record is from the annotation of a GenBank genome assembly. Lineage: Eukaryota; Metazoa; Chordata; Amphibia; Anura; Ranidae.
GUCAAAAAAUUCAACACACCAGCAGUGUGAGGAGACCUGAAAGUGGCACAUGGCAGAAGUGUGUGGCGAUGGAGACAGCAGCAAUGGGAGGCCGUACAGGGACCCAUGAGAGACUCUGGACCUGGCAGCAGCAUGAGGAGGCGGUAUAUAGGGGCCUAUGGCAGAUUAGGGGCCUGGCAGCAGCUAUGGGAGGAGGCCCGUAAUCUGCCAGCACCCUAUGUCAAAAAAUUCUACACACCAGCAGUGUGUGAGGAGACCUGAAAGUGGCACAUGGCAGAGUGUGGCGAUGGAGACAGCAGCAAUGGGAGGCCGUACAGGGACCCAUGAGAGACUCUGGACCUGGCAGCAGCAUGA